Molecule: messenger RNA, 1486 nt
Organism: Zychaea mexicana
Lineage: Eukaryota; Fungi; Mucoromycota; Mucoromycetes; Mucorales; Lichtheimiaceae
Product: geranylgeranyl transferase type-1 subunit beta-like protein
Exons: 9
Coding region: 211-1266 (351 amino acids)
Biological process (GO): protein geranylgeranylation
Cellular component (GO): CAAX-protein geranylgeranyltransferase complex
Molecular function (GO): CAAX-protein geranylgeranyltransferase activity
Source: RefSeq, a predicted model, not a curated record
GUGUGUGUGUGUGUGUGUGUGUGUGUGUGUGUGUGCGAGAUAAAGCUAGACAAAUUCAGGACACCAAUGUUGUGCUCUAGCAAAGUAAAUGACGAAAAACUCGAGACAAACAAUGCCUUUGACAACUCCGCUUGUCUAUGGACGUCGCGCUGUGCCCAACAGUUAACUCGCCUUUGUCCACAUUUUUUCAUCAGGAGUCAGUAGAAGCGAAUGUCGGAUUUCGAUCGUGAAAAGCACAUUCGCUACUUUGUAGCCAAUCUACGAAUGCUGCCUUCAGCAUACACGGAGACAGAGACAAACAGAAUGACACUCGCUUUUUUCUGUCUGGCGUCACUCGAGCUUCUUGGAGCUCUGGACACAGCCAUAUCAGCACAGGAUAAACUCGACUGGAUAGAAUGGAUUUACGCACAACAAAUUCGAUUAGAUACCAAAGGCCUGAAUAGAGAGCAUUGUGGAUUCCGGGGAUCGCCGUGCACGGGACGUGCCUUUGAACCUCAAGCGACAGAGACCGAGUAUAUACCCUAUGAUACAUCGCAUAUUGCAAGUACCUAUACCGCCUUGCUGAACUUGCUGAUACUUGGAGACGACCUUUCGCGUGUGGAUCGCGACGGUAUUGUGGGGACCAUCAAGCGCUUGCAACAAGAGGAUGGCAGUGUUGCUCCGACGAAUAACAGUCUGGAAAAGGAUGCACGAUUCUUGUAUUGUGCAUGCGCUGUAUCCUACAUUCUGGAUGACUGGCGUGGCAUAGAUGUAGAUUUGUCUGUAGAAUACGCUAAACGUCUCCAGACAUAUGAGCAUACAUUCAGUCAGUCGCCCAACACCGAAGCACAUGGCGGAUCGACCUUUUGCGGAGUGGGAGCAUUGACGCUGAUGGGAAAACAAACGGAAGGAUUGAUAAAUAAGGAAAAGCUGAUAAAAUGGUGCUUAAACCAGCAGACUACCGGAUUCGCAGGUCGACCCAACAAGGAUGCUGACGCGUGCUAUUGCUUCUGGAUUGGUGCCGCAUUGGAGAUGGUUGGUGCGUACCAGCUUGUGAACCACAAGAACUGUCGCGAUUUUCUUUUAGCGUGCCAGACUAAAGUUGGCGGGUUCGGAAAGACGCCUGGGACGUAUCCUGACCUGAUGCACUCUUAUAUGAGUCUUGCUGCGCUGUCACUGAUGGACUACGCAGGGAUUGGCAAGCUGAAGGUCGCGGUCAAUGCGCCAAAGCGGUCGUUUGAAAAAAGGAAUAUGGUGGCAGCGGCGAGAAAGGAGCAGCACAUUUGAGAAUCCACCAGAAAGCCACCAGCACACAGUAUUGGUUUUGGGGGGACGGGGGGAGGGGCUGGGAGCGACGUGAUAGGCUAGAACGGAAAGGUCUUUCUCCGCAAUUCGAUUUUAUUCUUUUUAUUAUGCAGCUGAAAGCAAUCAUCAUCGACGCUAUAUAAAACCCUUCACGUCUCACAUUUCUGGUUUUCUUUUUCUUUUUUUUUUCAGUCCACAGCGC